Messenger RNA from Rhizophagus irregularis DAOM 181602=DAOM 197198, 336 nucleotides. RefSeq lists its product as uncharacterized. The record is from RefSeq and is a predicted model, not a curated record. Lineage: Eukaryota; Fungi; Glomeromycota; Glomeromycetes; Glomerales; Glomeraceae.
AUGACUUUUCUCGUCGAUACUGGGUUAUCAACAACCUAUAUCAGCAAGGAGGUUUUAGAUGCUUUUGGUAUUACAAUGGUUGAUCUGGUUAAUGAUUAUAUAAAUGUUAAAAUUAAUAGUAGAGCAACUCGAGUUAUGAUGUCUCGUGCUCAUUUUAAGGAUGUGAAUGUUAUCAGAAUGUCAUACUUUAAUGUAAAUGAUAUAAAUGCAUAUAUUCAUAGCAGUAAAGAAAUUUUUCAUAUGCACUUUUUUAAUCAAGAGUAUGAUAUUAAUCAAAUUAAUCAUGAUUUAAGAAAAGAGAAUGUAGAAUUAAAAAGAUACGAAAAGAAAGAAUAG